UCAAACUAUUCAGUUCAUUUCAGGUAUCUUUUUCCAAAUCUAUUAACAAAGUGAAGAGUAAUCAGUAGGGGAGAAAAAACAUGGGGUCAGAAACCGAAUUGAAGCUUCCAAUUAUUGACUUCUCCAUUGAGUACUUGGAGUCCAAUUCUGAUCAGUGGGAAUCAGUGAAAUCCCAAGUUCACAAGGCCCUUGUAGAGUAUGGUUGCUUUGAGGCUGUGUUUGAUAAAGUCCCUUUGGACCUUCGAAAAGCCAUUUUUCUUGAAGUGGAAGAGCUGUUUGAUCUCCCUUUACAAACCAAACAACGAGUUGUGUCUAGUAAACCAUACCAUGGUUAUGUUGGGCCUCUUCAACUCUAUGAGAGCAUGGGAAUUGAUGAUGUAGAUGUUCAUGACAAAGUGGAAAGUUUAAUCAAGAUCUUAUGGCCACAAGGAAAACCAGGUUUUAGCAAAAAUCUACAAUCCUUCACAGAGCAAGUGACAAGGUUGGAUCAGAUUAUUAGGAAGAUGAUUUUAGAGAGUUUAGGAAUUGAAAAAUAUAUGGACGAGCACAUGAACUCAACAAAUUACCUUGCACGGCUUAUCAAGUACCAAGGCCCUCAAACUAAUGAAGCAAAAGUUGGCAUAGGAGAGCACACGGAUAAGAACAUAUUGACCACAUUGUGUCAAAAUCAAAUUGAUGGUUUAGAGGUACAGACCAAAAGUGGAGAGUGGAUCAAAUGCAAGCCCUCAACACCAAGUAGUUUCGUUGUUGUCACCGGGGACACACUUUAUGCAUGGACAAAUGGGAGGGUGCAUACGCCGGCUCAUCGAGUGAUGAUGAGUGGAAAUGAGACAAGGUUCUCUAUUGGAUUGUUUACAGUUCCAAAACCAGGGUUCAUAAUAAAGGCUCCAGAUGAGCUUGUGACAGAGGAGCACCCUUUGCUUUUCAAGCCCUUUGUCCAGAGUGAGUUCAUGAAGUUUCUUCGCUCUUCUGAGAGUACCAAAAAUGCCCUGAAGGUUUAUUGUGGAGUCUGAGAUUUUAUUCAGAUGACACUAGUGCUCCCUCUACACAAUCCCUUUUGGAUUUUUCAUAAAAGUGUGUAAUAUUUGAAUAAAGUUUGCAAUAUGGUGUGAGUAUGUAUGAACCUUUCUUCUCCAAUUCAUAUGGACAGAGAUUGUGAGUUUUGUAUUGUUCAAACUCAGGAAGAGAGUUUGUUUUAGAGUAAGGUUAAAUUAAAAGUAAGAAAAAGAAUUUAAUCAA
Messenger RNA from Glycine soja, 1239 nucleotides. RefSeq names its product probable 2-oxoglutarate-dependent dioxygenase AOP1. Gene Ontology annotation, molecular function: dioxygenase activity. The record is from RefSeq and is a predicted model, not a curated record. The transcript is spliced from 3 exons. NCBI's taxonomy places the organism in Eukaryota, Viridiplantae, Streptophyta, Magnoliopsida, Fabales, Fabaceae. The coding region runs from base 81 to 1013 and encodes 310 amino acids.